Molecule: messenger RNA, 925 nt
Organism: Diachasmimorpha longicaudata
Lineage: Eukaryota; Metazoa; Arthropoda; Insecta; Hymenoptera; Braconidae
Exons: 2
Coding region: 102-716 (204 amino acids)
Source: RefSeq, a predicted model, not a curated record
CUCGUGGGCAAUCCGCAAAAUUCACAGUUGAUUGACGGUAAUCGGUGGGAUUUACAGUUGUGCAUAUUUACGUUAAAAAUCCCUUCGCGAAACUCGAAAUUAUGGAGCUCUCAAUUUUCGCUGCUGUAUUUACUCUCUUCAUUUUUCAAAUUGAAUUGGAAGCCUCCCCCCAAAUAACGAAAUUUGCACCGGUCGAAGAUUGGAUAGCCUUCAAGCGUCGCACGAGUGACAUUAAACCCCUGGACAAAUUUCUAGGGAAACUUCGUGCAACCUACGACUUCGUGUUCCAGAAGCCCGAGAACGUGAGCAACGUGGGAAAGAUCCUGUCGACUGGAAGGCCAAAGGAGACAGACACAGAGCCCUACAAAUUUAUUUUAUCGAAUUCCCAAGAGACCGACCACUCGGCCAACGAAAAAGAGGGUGCGGAAAUUCCGGUGUACGUGGAGCUUCUCGGCGAGGAGGUGAUGCCCAAAGAGUCGUCGAUCUCUCGGGUCGCGACCGAUUGGGCGGAUGUGGAGGCUGUUGAGCCUCUGAGUGAAUUUGAAUUGCUUAAUGAUAAUGAAGAUGAUAUCGACAAGUCCGAGGAAACUGGAAAAUCUCAAACGAGCUUUGAAUUACCUGCGGCUGUCGCGAGAGCUUUUUUACGGUGGCUAAGCUCGAUUAUAUUGUUCACUCAGGGGGCCUAUCUCAAAAUCACUAACUCGACUGCGCUGUAAAGUAAUUAUUAACCACUGGUUAAUUAUUAGUUAUUUAAUUGAUCAAUUACACUGUCGACUUACCAUUUUCUCAGUGAAAAUUCAUUAAUAACUUCAUUCUAAUUAAUCGCCUCAUUCAAGCACUGAAAACAAUUCACGAAAUUGGAAGAUUUUAAACAUAAUUAGAUAGAAAAUAUAUAUGAGACUCAUAAAGGUUAUAUACCUCCAAU